GUACUUCAAAAUAGUAUUAAUAACAGUAAUCCUUAACUGUUAUUAUGUGCUACCAAUAUUUUAUUUACCUUUAAGGGUCUAAUACUGCAGGUCAAGAGGUGAUUUGCAUUUCUGGCUGACCACCAGGAUGUGACUAAGCUUUAUGUACACUUGCACUGGCUGCCCAACAGGUGGAAGCAAAUGGAGUGACACAGCAAAGUCCAAUGAAGAAAUUUAAGAAGACAUUUCUGAGACCUGGAAAAAAUUUUCUACAAACUUUUCCCCCCUUGACUCUUCCAUUUACCCAGAGCAUUUCAAUUGGGAAGUUAAAAACAUGGCCAUGGAUGCUGAAUGGUACCUCCCACUGCAGCGGUGUCAGUCAGGGUAUUGCUCAGUGACUGAGAGUUGGAAGCUACCAACGUGGAAUUAAAAGGCUGUGAUUUUCAGCAAUAACACUAUAACCGAUGAAUCUGUCACAGCAGCUACACUUUGUAACUUACUAAGAGUCACUACAAACUAUAGAUGGGACAACUGUAACAAAUUUUAAAGGGAUUACUCUAACAAGGACUUCUGUGUUCUAUCGCCUCUGAGGCGGUACAGUACCCAGUACAGCCCUGUCGGUUCAGUACAUGUACCAAACAAAUACAGCGUUGUUUUAUAUCUGAACACACACAGAAUGUUUAUGUGUGGAACUAAGUGCACAAUGUAAAUGUAUUCUGUUGGUCAACUUUAAAAAGUAACACCAAAACAAAACAGAAGGGGCUUCCAGCUAUCACCAAACUCUAUUUGAGAACAUUAAAGUUUUUCAUACAGCUAUAGUAGAAAAAGAAAGGUUGUCAGCUCACAGUGUGUAUCGCCAUUCAAGCUAAGCUGGUGUGCUACAGCUGUGCUAAUGGCGGAGAAACAGGAAAACUGCAAAAAGCCAUGUGGUUUUAUGGUGGUAUCAUCCAUCCAUCCAUCCAGUCAGUGAUUAUACCUGCUUAUCCUUUAUCAUAAAAAAAAUCUUACUUAAUCUCCAUUCACUCGGGGUACCAGCUACUUUUUAUUUUUUUCAAUUGAUUGAAACGGAUGGAAGAUGUAUGGAACAGAGACUUCAAAACUGAACUACGCACCGAACUGUGCUUUUUAUGCGUCGUUACUAUAUGAUUUUAAACUGAUAUGACUGAAUUAUGAUGUUCACAAAACCACAACCAAUUCGAAAUGCUAAGCACUUCCCCUCCACAAAACUCCAUCCAAAAGCUCCUGCUUCAUGAAAAACUGCAACCUCCCUACCAGAGCCUUUUGUUCGGGUUAAACUUUGACCCUCGUAAUUUUUUUUUACCCUGACAAAUGUUGAGGAAACACAAGGGAGUAAUAAUGGCUUCAGAAAACUACCCAGGGUACUUUUCUGUAUACCAGCUCAACCAUAUUUCUAUAGCACUUUAAAAUACAACUUAGUCAGUUAAAGUGCUUUACACAUCCUAAAAAGGUAAUAAAACAACAAGAAUUCAAAAAAAUAAAAAACACUAAAAGCAAAAACAGAAAAAAACUAUUAAAACACGGAGCAGAAUACAUAAACAAACAACAAACUGGGUUAAAAACCAGAGAGAAAAAAGUUAUUUCUUAAGAUUUAAAAACAAAACGUAAAUCAGCCUGCCUGAUACAUAAAGGUAAUUUGUUCCCUAGUUUUGGUGCAAUGAUAAAGAAAGUAUGAUCACCUCUCCUCUUUGGAAACUAAAAACUGAUCUGCUGACCUGAGUGAGUGAGAGGAAGCGUGCAGAUGAAGCAGGUCUGACAGAUACUUGGGGGUAAGGCCAUGAAGACACAUAUAAAAGAGUUUUAAAAUAGGAGAAAUGUGCUCUCAUUUUUUGGUACCAGUUAAAAGACGAGCAGCAGCAUUCUGGACUAGCUGCUGUCAGGCCACUAAAGAGUUGUAAUAAAAACAUGGAUUCAAGUCUCAGCUAUUUGGUGACAGGAAUGGUUUUGUCCAGUUUUCUCUGUUGGAAAAAGCUGGACCUGAGCACUGAUUCAAUCUGAGCAUCAAGGUUACGUUUUCUGUCCAGUCUAACACCCAGGUCUGUAGCUAUGUGUCAGAUACUGACUCAAAGGACCCAGGUCAACACUGCUGCUGAAGACAUCACGGAGCUUAAGCAUUACCCCAGUUUUGUCGUUGUUCAGGUGUAAGAAAGUUAUUGACAUCCAUGAGCCAACAUACAUGCAAAAAAACAGCUUUUGAACAGCUGUCUGCUGUAGGACUUUAUUAGUUCCGUCCUAUUUGUAGUAAAACAGUAAAUAACAGCUGUUUCUACAUAUAGAGGUAUUCUCCACUAAAGCCCAGAGAUUACAAUAAGUUAACAACAGGUAGGUGACUAAGUUGAAGAAUCUAAGAUCCAUUGUGUGAUCUCCUAAAUGUUUGCACAUCAUGUUGCUAUGACUUGUGAAUCCAGGAGAAACUGUCUGUUUAAAACCACUGGGUUAAUAUUUUUUUCCUUGAAUGAACAAGUAUCAUAUUUUCUAAUAUGACCAACUUCCUCCCAAAGGCUGAGGCUGCCUGUUGUUGGUUUGUGAAAGGUGCGCGUUUGGAUUGAGUCGCCAGUCCAAGAAGUCUGUGGGAUUGCCUUGCGUGUUUUUUUUUUUCUCUUUCUGCGGGAUCUAAAUAUAAGACGGUGACAAAUAGUCCAAAUAGCCUACAGUAGCAACCCAACUGUGAUGUGGGGGUGGUGCGGCUCCAUCUCCAAAAGUCUCCUCUGUUGGAUCCGGAGUGCGUCAAGAGAAGGUCGCAGAGCGCAUCAGCUGCCGCAUGCGGCCGACUUUCCCCUCUCAUCUUGUUACCAUGAAGAGGCAAAACGCCAGGACUCUCGCCCUCAUCAUCAGCAUCCUCACCUACCUGGUGGUCGGAGCGGCCGUGUUCGAGACCCUGGAGUCAAAACAGGAGAGAAGUCACAAGAGGAGGCUGGACGCCAGGAAGUACGAACUCAUGCGCAAAUACAACUUGACCAAAGCGAACUUCGAGGAGCUGGAGCACGUCGUCCUACAGCUCAAACCUCACAAAGCGGGAGUCCAGUGGAAAUUCGCGGGCUCCUUUUACUUCGCCAUCACUGUGAUCACAACCAUAGGUUAUGGCCAUGCGGCGCCCAGCACCGACUCAGGGAAGGUGUUCUGCAUGUUCUACGCCCUGCUGGGCAUCCCGCUCACCUUGGUCAUGUUCCAGAGCCUGGGAGAGCGCAUCAAUACGUUUGUUAGAUACCUGCUGCACCAAGCCAAGAAGUGCCUGGGGAUGCGUCAGACCGAGGUCUCCAUGGCCAACAUGGUGACCGUGGGCUUCUUCUCUUGCAUCAGCACCCUGUGUGUAGGGGCCGCAGCUUUCUCCCACUGCGAGGGAUGGAGUUUCCUGCACGCCUUCUACUACUGCUUCAUUACGCUCACGACUAUCGGCUUUGGAGAUUAUGUGGCUCUGCAGAGGGAUGAUGCUCUGCAGAAUGACCCUCGCUAUGUGGCUUUCUGCUUUGUUUACAUCCUCAUGGGCCUGACAGUGAUUGGAGCAUUCUUGAAUCUUGUUGUGCUUCGUUUCCUGACCAUGAAUACUGAGGAUGAGCGUCGGGACGCCAAGCAGAAGGCUUUGAUGUCUGUGGGCAAGCCCAGAGGAGAGGUCACUCAUCUUUUACCGCUCUCAACCUCAACUUCCACCUCAGCCGUAGCAAACAACACCACAAAGGCUAAAGAUUUAAAAGGUGCCUACACCGAGGUGCUGCAUUUCCAAACGAUAUGCUCCUGCUUGUGGUACAGAAGUAAAGAGAAGCUGCAGGGCUCCAUACCCACCAUGAUCCCUCAGGAGAUGACAUUCUCUGAUGCCUACUUGCAGCAGAACAGUAACUCUCCUCACUACAUGGAUCCUGGAUCAACAGCCUGUGUGUGCAGUCCACGUCAGUGCACCAACAUGAGCUCCAUAACAACAGGCCUUCACAUUCUUUCUCCAUUCAAUUUGUUUAAAAGACGCAGCUCCGUUUAGCCUUUUACAGCAACUGCUCGAGCUAGAGCACACGAAACUUAACCCUUACCUGCAACUAGAUGUAUGUGGUGCUAUAAUCCUGGUAUUCCAAGAGUAUAAUGUGCAAAAAAGGAAAACGCACACACAGCAAAGUCUUGAUCAAAUGUGUAAUGGAGAAAGAACAGCCAACGGGGUUUUCAUUUUGAGGCUUUGUGUGUGCUCAGAGGAAUUAGGUCCAAGCUGUUCGAAGUCAUGUGGAUCACGGCACAUGACACAAUGCAGUGCAUAUUGUGCUAGAGGUAAAGGCAAAGCAGAUGCUUGGUCGGUGAAGUCAACAGAGAUGACAGAGAAUACAGAGAUACAAGAACUAAAUCUUGUUUGCCCUGCAGCAAAUAAUGAUUGUGUAUUUUUAUUAGUGAGCUCAACAUUACUUUCUAAAUGUAUCCAUUUUGUUCCUACGUCUUUUAAAAGCAAAGGUGUAACAAUACACGCAGCUCACAGGAUGGGAUUAUUCACAAUAAUAGAUUUACAAGACAAGAUUUUAGCAAUACUAAUGGAAAAAAGAAUCCCUAUUUUGUUUUCACGAACACAGCAAAAGCUUCAUAAACUACCAACAGUUUUUCCUCUCUCUAAUCAGAGUAGAAUAAAUCAGGCAAGGUAUUAAAUGCGUAUCUCAGUCUAAGGUGAUCCUAAUGUGAACAAGAGAUAAACAUAUGACAUCCUGCCUCAUCAAAGAAAUUGUGAAAUAUCCAUUUACUUUAGUGCAAAGCAGCCUGCAAAUCUUGAUCAAACUUUAGCGUCAUUAGCAUGUAACAGUUAGCCAGAAAGGUAAUCAGUCGUAUCCUAUCGCUUUUUUCUAUCAUGUAGUUAAUGCCACACACACAUAUUUUAGAAGUGGUGUGGGCUUCUAAAUACUUUUGAAACUAAAUGUUUAUAACCUACCUAAUAAGAAGUAUUUAAUCAAUUUUUCCCGUGCAAAGGGGAACUCAAGAACUACUCCUUUUUUUGCUUCAAAAUAAGGGUCUCAAACAUAGGCACAAUAUGGUUGCAAGCUUAAAGCACACACUUUCAUAUCCAGGGUGCAGAUCAAUAGCUGGCACUUAUUUCACCUGGCAAAACCAAUGGACAGGCCUUUGCCAGACAGACUUUCAUGAGAAAUGUUGUGGCCUUUUAUUAACACCAGGCCUUAUGCCAUAAGAUACACCCCUGCCUCAAAGAUACGAUUCUUUUUGUAAGCAUUGCUCACACCAUUUGUGACUGGUCAGAACGUUUGAUAAUUUGGCAUGCAAGACCAACUUCAUAUGAGUCACAUCGGUGGCUGUGGCAUUAUCAUGUCUGUCAGUGCUCUCCGCCCAAAUUGCUGGUGCCACAGUCACAAAUUUAUGUCAUUUGUUAAGUGGAAACGUCUAGAAACAUUGUGGCCACGUAUCUUCAAAAAUUUGCUUUAACAAAGAAGGCAAAGUAUAUACUAAGAAGCACUGACUGAUAUAGUCGUUAGUUGUGCAGCUGUUUGAUUCUAAAAGCUCUAUUGAACAAAAGUAGUUUAACUACGCUGACCAGACUCACCUAGAAUUAAUCUUAAUGAGCUUUAUGAAUGUACUGCAGGUUAAUGCUAGGUGUCUUGGUUAAUGUGUCCAUUCAUCUUGUUGAUUAGCAGUUAGAUAACAGCUGUAGCCCCACAUGGCAAGAACAUUCCCCUAUAGCAGCACCAAAACCUCAGUAGGACAGCAGAAAUAAUAUAUAUAUAUAUAUAUAUAUAUGAAAUAAAAUACUUUAAGAUUACCAUAUAUAUACUGGAUAAUGGGAUAAAUACCUAAUCUGGAAUUGUCUGGCAAUCUAAAGCAGAUUUUCAAGCAAAUGAUUAAAUAAACAUAAAACACACUUGAGUAUUUAAGGAUACCUCUAUUUGAUUUCUUGGUAAGAGAAAUUCAAACAAUAUUUCACAACCAAAAAACAGAAAUAUGCUCAUUCUGGUUUGUCAGGGAUGGUUUAGAUUUUUUGAAAGAUGGUUCUUUGAAGUUACUAUGAGUAAUAGUAUCUGUAAUAAAAAGAUGUCAUAUUGGUGCUUUUGUUUAAGAAGAAAUGGUAGAACGCUAACAGCUAGUCAGUCGGGGCCCCAUUUUAGAUAAUUUUAGCUGUUAUAAACAAUUCCAUCUGAAGCGAUUGUUAUCCAUUUGAUUCAGUGCUAUAUUAGCCAAUAUUUAAUUUAUACAAUGUUGCAAGGGAUUGUUUAUGGGUUGGCUGCUGUUUUGUUAGCCAAACAACGUCCCUGUUUCUACACAAAAGUUACAUCAGUUGAGGAUAACAGCUGUAUAAAUCCACCCUAUCAACCGUGACUCAUCAGUCUGCUCUGACUAGCUAUUAGCCUUCCACCACCUGAAUGACUUUUUCGUUUUUCUACAAACCUAUAUUGAGAAUUAACUUGAAAACUGGAUUGAUGAUAAUUCUGUUACCUUUUCAGGCAUAGUCAGGUUAGCCAGUUUGGGUGCCUCAGGUUAUUUUGCUAAACUAAGCUAAUUCUUCCCUAACUGCCAGAACUGCUCAAUAUAGUGUACUAUUGCACAAUAUCAAUGUGUGCAAUAUUUGGUAGCUAUAAUUUAUGCGCCAUGCAAAAACACUAAUUUCCAAUAAUAUAUUUGGACAUACUUUAAUUGUCUCAUAUGCCUGCAGCUGCAAUAGAUUUUUAUUGAAUUGAGUUGUACAAAUUUUAAGAUUCUAAAGCUCAGGUAGAUUGGUGAGUACAUUGUAAAGGUAGAAAAGAGAGUAGUGAGAAAAAUAUGGGUUUAUUCCAAUUGUUAUGGUCACAAUAUUAUGGUUUCCUAAUAUUGUGCAGCUGUAUGUGCUAUUAUGUAUACUUUGUUUUUACUUUUAACAUUUUUUAGUUGGCAGCAGAACACAGAUAAUAAAAGACCUGCCCAAACAGAUCCACCAUACCUACAUUAGACAUAAUGUGCACAGAGUUGUGCAGAUCACAUCUGGAGCAAACAGUAGAUGCAAAUAUUUUUUGGGAGCAGUCUGUUGGAGCAGAUGGGAGGGGGGUUACCACGUUCGUACAAUGUAUAAUUACUUGGCUGUCAAUCACAGACGGCUUUGCUUGAAUAGACAGAAUCAGGAUGAUUGAUGGAAAAGGAAGAAUUCUCUUUCUGCUAAUUUCACGUAUUCCUGGGUACAAUUUGGUGGUUUGUCUGUGGGUGGCAUUAUGCAGAGUCACAAUUGCAUACAUUUAAAGAGCAACAACAGAAUUUUAACUACAAAAGUUUGAAUAAUUUAAAUUUUCUUAUCAUUGUAUUCUGCAGCUUAAUAAUUAAGCAGCUAAAGAAAUCAAUCAAAGAUAAAGUUAUAGUCAUGGUAAAGAGAAGGCGCAUCCUCUUCAAUGCUAUGGUUUUUUAUUUUUAAAUGUUUUAAUAGAUACCUGGUCCUUACCAGAUUCUGAAAGUAUUUAAACCUCACCCAAAGCAAAUAAACAAAUUCCUUUCUCUCAUUAUUUAUUAAAGAUGAAGCCAUAAGAAAAAGCUGUGUCCAAAAAACUAGGUGUGCCCCAUGCUUCAGUACCUCAUAAAACCAUUUUUAGCAGUAAAUAUUUGUUUUUUGUUUGACAUUAACAGUAACUCAUAUAGUUCAGAAGGCAUUCUGGCCAAAUCCUCUGAAUACAACAUUACUUCAUUGUUCUCAUGGCCCAACCUUGACCUGUUUUUGCUGUUGGAUAUGUGGCCUUAAAUUUACCACUUGGAACACAUUGAUAAACACAGGUUUUCUUGGUCAACUUGUGUACUUAAAGGUACACAAGGUACAAAAUUAUCACACCUCCACCACCAUGUUAUGACAGUUGACAUGAGGCGUUUGUGCUGAUAUGUUGUUUUUGUUCUCCAAACAUUAUGGCUAAGCAUCACUGAUUUGUUCUAAUCUGUACUCAUUAAGUUGUACCAGAAAUCUUGUGAUGCAUUCAGUUUCAACUUUAUAAAUUUACUGUUUCCAGAUCAGCAAAUUACCAGAUCUACAACUGUUAUCAAACCGGUCAUGCUUGCUCUUGAUCAAGUAAUCUUUUGCAUUUAAUAAUGGCAGCUACUUUCCCUUUCCUGGAAGCAGAAAGGGUGUACUUAAUUUUCUAUAGACAGCUUUUCCAUUUUGAUCUGUCAUUGAUUUGUCAUUUUGAUCUCUUCAUACGCAACUUUUUUGGGUAUGUUAGUCUUAUGCUGUAUGGACCAUUGUCAAUUUGUACCCACCAGGGGGCAUUUCAUACUUGGUUUGGCAACCAAUGUUUUAACCUAGUAGUUUCUAUAAUCUGGAAUUAUUAAUUUGAUUGGAACACUUCCAUUAAUACGUAUCUCCAUUCAUGAAAAUACUUAACUGCAAAAAUACAGAAUGGUACAGAAUGGUUUGAGUGCAUAUGUAUAAAAUAGUUUGUUUUAGAUACAAAGGAAGAUGUAUGGGUACAAAAUUUCACUAUGAAUCAAUGAAUAGAUGAACUGACCCGGAGCCUAUCUUUUGCUUUUAAGCUUUGAUUAAAAUAAUUUUAGAACUAUUAAGGGCCAGGUAUUUUCUGAUAUGUGAUGAUACAACUGUAGUAUUGCAGGAGGGUGUAUUUUCUAUUAAUCAUGAUGACAAUAGAUUAUCAGAUGCAUCAACUGCCAACAAUAUUCUGGAAGAUUACAGGUUAGAAAUAUUCUUUUAGUUUGAAUUCAGCCUCAUCAACAUUCAAUUAUAUCAAAUUUGCCAUCUUCAGGAAUGGAGGAAAAUGCCAAACAUAUCUUCUGACAACUCAGUAGGUUAUGUUUUAACUUUGAAAACCAGCAAAGUUUGUCUUAAUAGUUGGAUAUAAUAAACUAAACCAGGUCAAAACUGUGCAUAUUAAAUUUUAUCUUUUCUAGGUCUCUGGAUAAGUGUCGUGUUUUCUUGACUAGCGGAGAUUUAUACAAACCAAGAGCCAACAUAGACAUGUUUGUACCUGUUCUCUCAGAUUUUUCAGAGAAUGUUAGAAAUUCUCACCUGAAGCAGAAAUAUGUGUCAUAAAGGAGGUGCAGGUAGAUGA
Messenger RNA from Girardinichthys multiradiatus, 8975 nucleotides. It is a transcript of the gene kcnk3b, whose product is annotated as potassium channel, subfamily K, member 3b. Lineage: Eukaryota; Metazoa; Chordata; Actinopteri; Cyprinodontiformes; Goodeidae. Gene Ontology annotation, biological process: stabilization of membrane potential; potassium ion transmembrane transport. The transcript has 2 exons. Bases 2759 to 3967 code for a protein of 402 amino acids. Gene Ontology annotation, molecular function: potassium ion leak channel activity; open rectifier potassium channel activity. The record is from RefSeq and is a predicted model, not a curated record. Gene Ontology annotation, cellular component: membrane.